This is a messenger RNA of Phytomonas sp. EM1, 1212 nucleotides long. Lineage: Eukaryota; Euglenozoa; Kinetoplastea; Trypanosomatida; Trypanosomatidae. The record is from the annotation of a GenBank genome assembly.
AUGCCAGCACCCCGUCCUGAGUUCGAAAAUCCGCCCGAUAUAUAUUAUAAUAGUGAUGAGGCCAGCCGUUACCAUGUCAGCAAUCGUAUCCAAACGAUACAACGCUCCAUGACGCUUCGGGCGUUGGAGCUUCUAGGAAUUAAGGCUGCCGUCUCGCGAGCACAAACCGAAGGCUAUCCACCAUCGUGCACAACGUUGCUGCUCGAUAUUGGAUGUGGAACUGGAAUUAGCGGGGAGGUGCUUACUGAGCAAGGGCACGCCUGGUGCGGUGUCGAUAUUAGCCGAGAUAUGCUGAUGAUCGCUAAAAGGAACGAGCUAAGCAAGUACGGACUUUUUGGGAACACCGGCACUGUGGCCACGCGGGGAUCUGGGAUGGACUUUAGCGGAAGCGCCACUCGUGUUGAUACCAGUACUGUGAAAUGGGGCCUCAUCACGGAGGAGGAUGAAGAGGAGGAUGAGUACGAAGCCACUGUCGGCGGUGGCAAUAAAGAGGACGACCUUUUCUCGGCGCCGUUAAUGGUGGAGGUGAUACAAAACGAUAUUGGGCAGGGCAUCCCUUUUCGCCCGGGAAGCUUUGAUGGGUGUGUUUCCAUCUCUGUGCUGCAGUGGCUAUGCCAUAGCACAAAGAAGGGCGAGGUCCCACAGCGACGACUUAUGGCGUUCUUCCAAAGCCUCUACAACGCCCUCAGGCGUGGCGCGAAGGCGGUUUUUCAGUUUUACCCCAGCAAUCCCGAGCAGACGCACAUGAUUACGCGGGUGGCUAUGAAGUGCGGCUUUGGGGGGGGGGUUGUGGUCGACUACCCCCAUUCCAACAAGGCGAAGAAGUACUACCUGGUACUUCAGGCUGGGCAAGUCGCCGGCGGUUUUGUACCCCCUCCUCCGCUGACAGGCAACGUUGAAGACGAAAACGACGAUGACGACGAAAGCGACGACGAAGACGAUGAUAGCAACGACGAAAGUGACGACGAAAGCGAGGACUCACAAACAGAGCUUGAGCAGCGUGAUCGGGUGCGAGUUGGGGGACGUGAUGGCCGACGCGCUAAACGGCGGCGCUCCGCUUCUUCACACGAUCAAAGACGCCGGAAAGAUAAUCGUCCGGUUACCGGCUCACGAGAAUGGGUUCUGCUCAAGAAGGAAGUACGACGUAGCCGUGGUCUUAGCACUACCGCAGAUUCCAAGUAUACCAUGCGUCGGCGGAAACCUCGUUUUUAG